AUGAAUAUGGUUGAUGUUCUAUAUUCACUUGUCGAUGUUACUCAACGGUAUAAUCAAUUAAUAUUUGAUCCAUUUUAUAUUCGUAAUCUUAAUCUGACCUCUAUGACAAUGAAAUCAUUUUAUGAUCGUAUUUAUUCAAUAGACUCUCAAGUUCUUGAUAGAAUUUGUAAAAAUAUUUUACCUCGAAUUUUUCAUCAAAUAAAUAAACUCAUUGUUGAACAAUACUCAAUGGAACGUGUUCUCUAUACGAUCAAAUAUCCUGAACUUUACUCAUUAACACUUAUGGAUUUUUCAGAAGAAGUUCUUUUCAAUUAUUUAACAAAUGCUCGAUCAACUCAUUGUACUUUUGAUUUAUCAUCAAUCAAUGCCAAAUCUUCAACAUUGACUACAUUGAAAAUUAAUGUAAAAACUUUCGAUAAUUGUCUUUAUCUACUUGAUGGACGUUUCAAUUGUUUAUCGACAUUGAUUAUAUAUGUAGAAAUAAUUUCAUCUACAUCAGGAACUAUUGAUAACAUAAAAAAACUUCCCAAAUUGAAACACUUCUCAUUAUUAACGUAUCGACAUAUAUUUUUAUAUGAUGAUCUAAUUAUUCCAUUACUUCAACGAAUGAUAAAUCUUGAAGAAUUGAUAUUAUAUUUGUCAAUAAUAAGAAAUAAUAAGAAUUAUAUUGAUGGUAAUCAAUUAUAUGAUGAUAUUCUUGUUUUUAUGCCACGAUUAAACAAAUUUAUUUUCAAUAUAUACACAAAUGUAGACAAGUCGAAUGUUGGAACUGUUUUUUCAUCAAAUGAAGAUAUUCAACAUAGUUUUAGAAGAAAAGAAUAUGGAUUAAUUAGUUCAUAUGUUGAAAAUUAUACAACAGAAAAUAUACGUAAUUGUCACAUCUAUUCAUUACCAUAUGAAUUCAAAAGUAGAUGCCACAUCUAUUCACUUCCAUAUCAAUUCAAGAAUCUUCUUCUUUUAAAUAAUUCAUUUCAAGGUGGCAUGUUUGAUAAUGUUCGAUCUCUGUUGUAUAUCAUAAAUGAAGAACCGCAAAAGAACAAGCAAGAAUCAUUACCUCCAGUCAAAUUUUCUCAUCUUAUUCAUCUUGGUCUUAACGGUUCUCAUACAGAUUAUGCUGAACAAUUUCUUGUUGAUAAACGUUGUGAUUUACCUUUCUUGUUAAGCCUUCUUAUUGACUAUGAAUCACUCGAUCUUGUCACAAACAAUUUUACAAAUGAUGCUACACGUCUCACUUGUAGUAAAUUGACCAGUCUUCAUCUAAAAAAACCGUUUGUACCUCCAAAAAUUUUUUAUGAAUACUUUCCUUUAUUGUAA
Molecule: messenger RNA, 1314 nt
Organism: Adineta steineri
Lineage: Eukaryota; Metazoa; Rotifera; Eurotatoria; Adinetida; Adinetidae
Source: the annotation of a GenBank genome assembly